Aspergillus campestris IBT 28561 is the source of this 364-nucleotide messenger RNA. RefSeq lists its product as uncharacterized. NCBI's taxonomy places the organism in Eukaryota, Fungi, Ascomycota, Eurotiomycetes, Eurotiales, Aspergillaceae. The record is from RefSeq and is a predicted model, not a curated record. The transcript has 3 exons. The coding region runs from base 20 to 364 and encodes 114 amino acids.
CGCGUAUCACUCCUUGUACAUGCGCGUGGUCUCGUGGUGGAUUCCGCCCCCACCCGUCCCGUGGGGCGCGUUCCUCGACCCCGAAGCGGCUCGACAAGGCCCGGUACGACAGAUCCUCGACGCCAGCAACAACAGAUUCGUCAAAGCGACCCCGUACAUCAUCAGGUAUCAGGCUGGUCCGGGGCAAGAACGCUGUGGAAGUCUCCCUCCAGGCGGCCGGCAAUCUCUGGACUGCGGGAUCAACGAUGGCCUGGGCGCCAUCAGCCCGCACGCCCCGAGUCCCGACACCCCCGGAUGUCCGUACCGGUUUCCGGCCCACGCGCCCCGGCGGCGAAACUACCAGCGGAUCGCCGAGUACCCCUAG